AUGUCUUCGAAUGAAUUGAAAGAAAGUCGGUUAUGGUGGGAAGGACCUGCCUGGUUGAGAAGUUCUGAAGAAGAAUGGCCAAAGGAUCUACAAUCGGCAUCUUUAAAUGAACAUGUUGAGAUUGAGAGAAAGCAUCAAGCCAGUAUCAAUAGUUAUGUCAUACAACCACAAGAGAUAUUUGUUGACUUUACCAGAUUCAGCAAGUACUAUAAGUUAUUGAGAACAAUAGCAUGGAUAAAGAGAUUUAUCCACAAUGCUCAAGUUAAGCAGGACAAAAGAAGACAAAAUGUCUUAACUGGAUUCGAAAUCCAAGAGUCAGAACGUUGGUUGGUCAAUCGAAUCCAAAUAGAACGGUUUUCAGAGGAAAUUUUGUUGAUUCGACAAAGUAAAGCAUUGAACGAUAGUAAGUUAAUUUAAAACUCUUUUAAAGCACGGCCCAUUAAACUUAGUACGUAUGCACGUACUAAGUAUGUUUCAUUCAUAUCUUCGGUUCAGUAAACGCUAUGUAGAUGAAAAUACCACCAUUCGACUAACUGCAAAAAUAUAUACUAAUUUAUAACGAUGGUUUUAGUCAAUGACUACAUUGUAGCGAUUUAUGAGCUUUGAAAGUCAAGCGAGCUCGUAUAUGAUGAAAUUACGCAAUAUUACUAACAAAUUAUAAACAUAGACAUACCUUUCGCCGAACAUAACUUUGGGCCCUUGAGUCGCAUGCUCAUUCUGAUACUCCUGAUGGAUUAAGCAGUUAAAAAUAACAUGUAGAGUGUUAUUAAUUUUCAAGCUUAUAUCUUUAAAGUGCGACUUUUACUGCCGAAUAUUACAUUUCUGCUCUAAAUUUGCAAUAAUCCAAAUCGGAAAUACGAGAAAAAUCGUGAAAACAAUGCGAUGCUUGCAUCGCGUGACUGUGGAAAUGCCAGAAAUGGAUUCUACAGGUCAAAGUGCACCUAUACGCGUGAGUUUGACGUCAUCCCGGCUAAAGGAGCUCCUUAUUGGUCAAGUAUUGCGUAAUACACGCGUGUGAGAGUAAAACCCGAUAUUUUGAAAAAUUCGAAAUAAAUAUUUCUAGUCGGCGUAUUCAAACGAAACUUUCUACACGAAAGCUCUUGAAUUCAAAGAGUAUCUUACUCAUAUAACCUUUCAAAAAACGACGAAAGUUUAGAAGAUAUUCAACUUUUUCUCCAUAUGAAACACAGACUGUUUGGCCAAGCGGUGAGUAUAAAUAUAUGAUUUUCGCUUUGUGUCAAUGUUCUGACGGCACUUGACCCCCCGUUCGAAAGGUUAUUAUGUAAGGAUUUUAAUGGUGUCUUUUGUUUUAAAGGGGGGUAAAUACUCGCCGAGAUAUUCACUUUAGAAAAUUGGACCGUAAUGUAAUGCGAAACCGGCCUGAUGAGAAAUUAAUUAAUUAAUUAAGAAACUUGAAUCCUUUCUUGUGUCAGUCUACCGGUUUGCUUCGUGUUGGUGUCCGAAUCCAUAAAGCUGAGUUGCCCGAGGAGGAGAAACAUCCCAUUAUUUUACCUAGUGAUCAUCCUGAUGUAGAAUUAUUUGUUCAAGCUAUUCACCGUCGUGAAAUGCAUGCUGGCGUUGAGCAUACAUUGUCAGUGGUCCGUCAAAGAUUUUGGUUGAUAAAAGGAAGAGCUACGAUCCGAAAUCGUAAAGAGAUGUAUAGUGUGUCGUCAGUUUUACACCAAGACUGUCUCUUAACAAAUGGCACCUCUUCCAGCUGA
This is a messenger RNA of Paramuricea clavata, 1721 nucleotides long. Lineage: Eukaryota; Metazoa; Cnidaria; Anthozoa; Malacalcyonacea; Plexauridae. The record is from the annotation of a GenBank genome assembly.